Dermacentor andersoni is the source of this 1941-nucleotide messenger RNA. RefSeq lists its product as uncharacterized. The record is from RefSeq and is a predicted model, not a curated record. NCBI's taxonomy places the organism in Eukaryota, Metazoa, Arthropoda, Arachnida, Ixodida, Ixodidae.
UCGGUGUUCGGACGUCCGUGUGGCGAGUGCUCGCACGCCGAGUGAAAGGCGCCCGCGGAUCGAAACCGCCGUCCCGCGGCCGCCUGUUUCGGGCUUUGGCCCACUGUCGGCGUGCGCUCAUCGAGGGAAUCGCAUUUCCGCCGUUGUCAUAGGCGGCGUCACUGAGUGGACUCGGCGGGCAGCCGCGUCCAUGGAGGCAACGUUCCGGCCAUGGAGUUGUGCGUCGCGAGCCCCACCGGUGCUACGACCAUCGGACGUAACCAGCGCGGUGUGCGACAACGUCGCUGGGUCGUCCUGUUUCUACUCCUGGCUGCUGCCGUGUCAGGUGUGCUGGGCAUCGUGGUCACCGAGGUGCGGCUCCUGUCGGACAGCAACAAGACGCAGUACGUGCUUCAAGGCGAGGGCGCCACGCUGCUCUGCUUCUUCGUGCUGUCGCCGGGCGAGGACCUGCGGCGCGUCCUCUGGUUCAAGGACGGCGCCGAGGUCUACGUGUGGCGCAAGGGACGCCGUCCGCUGGCGCGCAACCUGUUCGACAAGCGGGUCGACCUGAGCAACCGGUCCCCAUCCUUCAUCACCAUCCUCAACGCCGACAUGUCCAUGCAGGGAAACUACACGUGCAGGGUGGAGACGGACGCGGGCGUGUCGCAGAACGACCUCUUCCUCACAGUUAUCGUCGACUCCUGCAAGGAAGACAGCUGGACUACGUUCUCGGACCGCGUGUCGUGCACCGAGACUGUGGAACUGGACUGCGGUGGCAUGUUUCCCAAGCCUUCCCCAGCGUGCGGUGUCUACAAUGAUCAGACAGGAGUGUACUUGAACACAAUGCCGUUCGACCGCCUAAAGACAGCGGCCAACUCGACGUACGAAGUGCGACUGCAUCGCGUGUUUCACGUGCAAGACUGGCUCGCCUUCCGUAACCUGACCUUCCGUUGCCACGUCAUUGUGCUUGGGACAGACUGGCGAACUGGCAUCUCGCAUAAACUAUUCGGAGAUUCAGGGUGCUCGCCUGACCCUCCGGAGAUCGUGAACGGCUACUACAAUGUCAGCGGCGAGGAGACUUGCUGGCGCACGCCGGCCGAGGGAUCGGUGACGCGUUACUACUGCCUCGAAGGGUUCGAACUGCGGGGUCCCCGGGAGCUGGUCUGUCACAACGGCGCCUGGGUGGUGCCGGCGCCGCUAUUUACCUAUUCAAGGAGGCAGCAGACUACAGCAGGUGGAAGGCCCUUAAAGAACAUCAUCUGCGAGAUGAGCUGCCAAGCCACCGUUGCAUUCAACCGCUUUUUCACUGCCUUGAUGACAACACUGCCCGUGCUACUGUCUCUCCACCUUAUCCCGUCUUCAGCAUAGAGCCACUCCUUUCAAACCUGCCCAGGACAUGCUGGAUGGAGGCAGACAGAACAGGCAUCCCGGCUCCCUUGGGCGGUUGCGGGAGAGAAGGCCGACACUCGUGCUUCCAUGCCGAUGCUCGCGCAGCUGGAGACAACACACGUAUGAUGAAUCGUCUUAUCUGUAUAGCCACCUGUACUACCACUAUUGAUGUGUGCUUGUUAAUGUGCUGUUCUCUAUGGAAUUAUGCAAUAAAGAGUCUAACGCUAUGAAAUGUCAUUUUUGCAAUAAAUACACGCGUUCGAUAGCAUCAUUCUUCUAAUGAAGCAAAUAGCCUUAGAGAAGCGGUCGGGCGUUCGCUAAAAAACAUUGUUGGUGUUUUCUGCGCAUUGUUUUUUUUUUGUGGGAUUAGGUUGUUCUUCUCGUUGUCCUUUGCUAAUAAUUUUGUCUUCAUUACUGGCCGCUUUUCAGUUCUUGCUGUUAAGCCUAGCACACUUGUGGGCGUGCGCCAGCUAUAGAAUAAAUCGUUCAUCGCUGACUACAAAGGUGCAACGGAAGGCUAGCAAAACGGAAAGCCACGAAAUCCGACAGAACCCAUCUAACGACAAAAAUCGA